Molecule: messenger RNA, 597 nt
Organism: Angiostrongylus costaricensis
Lineage: Eukaryota; Metazoa; Nematoda; Chromadorea; Rhabditida; Metastrongylidae
Source: the annotation of a GenBank genome assembly
AUGUUAUCCGAAGUACGACCAGAUGCUGGGUUUAUUAGUGAGGCCGAUCUCCGAGCUGCUGAGAUCGUACGGCCUGAAGAUGUGCUGAAACUUACUUCAAUUACGCAAGACUAUCUUUGCAAACCGUCCUCCAAUAUCUAUGACAUUGAAUUCACUCGAUUCAAAAUUCGCGACUUGGACACUGAUCAAGUAUUAUUCGAAAUAGAAAAGCCGCGAGAUGACGCUUCUGAGUGUGAAGACCAACCUACGGAAACCGCUCGUUACGUUCGCUAUCGGUUUUCUGAAGACUUUUUGCAUCUAAAGAGAGUUGGCGCUACAGUGGAAUUCGUUGUCGGCAGCAAACCAAUAAACAAUUUUCGGAUGGUAGAAAGACACUUUUUCAAGGACAGGUUGUUAAAGAGUUUUGACUUCGAGUUCGGAUUCUGCAUUCCAAACUCAAAAAACACGUGCGAACACAUCUAUGAGUUCCCUCAACUCAGCCCUGAAUUAGUGAAGGAGAUGGUGGAAUGUCCAUACGAGACCCGUUCUGAUAGUUUCUAUUUCGUGGACGACAAGCUCAUUAUGCAUAAUAAGGCUGACUAUUCAUAUGAUGGUUAA